Molecule: messenger RNA, 1769 nt
Organism: Amphiprion ocellaris (clown anemonefish)
Lineage: Eukaryota; Metazoa; Chordata; Actinopteri; Pomacentridae
Gene: pdia2
Product: protein disulfide isomerase family A, member 2
Exons: 11
Coding region: 47-1696 (549 amino acids)
Biological process (GO): protein folding; response to endoplasmic reticulum stress
Cellular component (GO): endoplasmic reticulum
Molecular function (GO): protein disulfide isomerase activity
Source: RefSeq, a predicted model, not a curated record
GUGACACCUCUUUUUACCUGAGCGGAGGCGACAGAGCAGCUCAGACAUGAAGAUCCACAAGUUUUUAUCCAUAACCGUGCUGGGGCUGCUGCUGUGGGCCUCCUGCAUCCAGGCCCAAGAGGACACAACAGAGGAGACAACAGAGGAGACAACAGAAGAUGCUGAGGAAACCACAGAGCCGCCAAAGAAGGAGAAAACAACAGAGAUAGAGGAGGAGAAAGACGUCAUGGUUCUGCACAUCAACAACUUUGAGAGAGCGCUCAGCGAGAAUCAGUAUCUGCUGGUUGAGUUCUAUGCUCCCUGGUGUGGCCACUGCAGGGAGCUGGAGCCCAUUUACGCCGAAGCUGCAGAGAAGCUAAAGAAGGAGGAACCGCCUCUUCGUCUGGCCAAAGUGGACGCCAUCGAGGAGAAGGAGAUCGCUGAUGAAUUUGAUGUCGGAAGCUUCCCGACUAUGAAACUGUUUCUCAACGGAGACCGGAAGCAGCCUGUUGACUUCACUGGUAAGAGGACAGUAGUGGGAAUCAUGCAAUGGAUGAAGCGUCGUACGGGUCCUGGAGCUCCGGAUCUGGACUCUGUAGACGCUGCUGCUCAGUUCAUCGACUCCCACAACAUCACCGUCGUAGGAUUCUUUGACAGUCUGGAUGGCGAUGCGGCCAAAGCAUUCAGGGAGGUCACUUUGGAAAUGGCCGAUACAGAGUUCGCCCUCACAGCCACUCCAGAUGUUUUCCAGAAGUACGAGGUGAAAGGCAGCUCAGUGGUGCUUUUCAAGAAGUUUGAUGACGGCAGGGCAGACUUCACAUUGUCAGAAGAUGGGACUCUGGACAAAAGCAACGUGACCACCUUCAUUAAACAAAACAGUCUGGAGCUGAUGAUCCCUUUCAGCCAGGAGACAGCAGAAAAGAUUUUUACCUCCAGCAUCCACCUGCACAGCCUGCUGUUCAUCAACUCUUCUGUGGAGAGUCAGAAGGCCUUGGUGGACGAGUCCAGGACUGUAGCCAAAGCGUACAAGGGCAAGAUGCUGUUCAUUAAGAUUGACGUAACUGAAGCCCUGUCACAUGUGCUGAACUACUUCGGCGUGUCGGAGAAGGAUGCCCCCACUGCACGCAUCAUCGAUAUGGACUCAGGGAAGAAGUUCAGCAUCGCAUCUGGGGAUCUGACAGUAAAGUCAUUGCAACAGUUAUGCCAAGAGGUGGUGGAAGGCUCUGCCAAGCCCUACUAUCGGUCAGAAGAUGUCCCGGAGGACUGGGACAAAGGACCAGUUAAAGUCCUGGUGGGAAAGAACUUCGAGUCUGUUGCUCUGGACCCAACCAAAAAUGUAUUUGUGGAGUUUUAUGCUCCAUGGUGUGGACACUGCAAGAACUUGGCUCCCAUCUGGGAAGAGCUGGGUGAGAAAUACGCCGACCACGAAGACAUCAUCAUAGCCAAGAUGGACGCCACAGCCAACGAGGUGGAGUCUCUUAAGGUUGAUGGAUUUCCAACAAUCAAGUAUUUCCCAGCUGGUGACAAAGAGGUGAUUGAAUACAAAGGACAAAGGGAUUUGGAGACAUUUUCUAAGUUCCUGGAUGGCGGUGGAGUGUUACCUGAGGAGAAGAGUGAUGAGGAUGAAGAUAGUGAAGAAGAUGAUGACGAUGAUAGUGAGGAAGUUGAUGAGUCUGACAAAGUAUCUGCCAACGACACUUCCAAAGAUGAACUGUGAUGUCAUUUACCAGCCAAUCAGGAUCAACCUAGUGUCUUCCAAUUUUCUUAAUAAAACUGAUACAGGUUUAAAA